Messenger RNA from Oldenlandia corymbosa var. corymbosa, 2059 nucleotides. The record is from the annotation of a GenBank genome assembly. NCBI's taxonomy places the organism in Eukaryota, Viridiplantae, Streptophyta, Magnoliopsida, Gentianales, Rubiaceae.
CAAGGCAACUUUAAGAAGUAACGAUUACUUCUCGAGUAGUUUGCAAGGCGUUGAAUUUUGAAAUUGGUCCAUUUCACCAUUCUAUUUAUUCUAUUUUACAAAUUGAAAUUCUGGGGAAUUUACGUAAUGUAUUAAUAUAAAUUUGAUACUCGCCUGGUCGAAUGCCCGGGCACCCCCGCUGUGUUCAAUAAUAAAAUAAAUAAUCGGAAACGUAGAAUACUUUUAUGGGAACGGUUAUGAAAGAUACAUUGCAAGUUCCAAAUGGUUCGGUUGCUCUGCAACACUCUUUGAGUCCUCAUAAAGCCAGUUUUCAUCAUUCAUCAAUCCUCUGCAACACUCAUCUUUGAGUCCUUAUAAAGGAGGUUUCCAUCAUUUCAUCAAUCCUAAUAAGCAUCAACGCAACCACAUAACAUAACUUAUAAGCUCCAAGCUUAAGCUCUGCAGAAGAAAUUGCAGCACAAACUCCCACCCCUGAAACUUGAUAAGAAACAUCAUGUAAUAAAGAAACAAAAAACCUUAUAUCAAAGGAAAUAAGUUAAUCAUAUAUGUAAGUUUUGCACAGUUCAUCGAAUCAAUUUCAUCAACUUGCAAAGACAGACAAUUGGCAAUUAAACCUGCUACAGGACGAAAUACUUCUACACCAAUAAAGACCAUGUGAUCAUGUAAUUCAUAAGGCCCGUUUAUAUUUUAGUGGGACAUGUGAUCAUAUCUGAAAGUAUCAUACAAAAUUCAGUAAGAAGGUUAUAAGGAAAACAUUCGAUCUCUAUUAAAACGGUAUAUUUGCCGAAGACAUUCCUAAAUGCUCAACGUUUUAAGAAUAAAUUUAUGAUAGAUGUAAUGUCGAAUGAAGAAUAAAAAACUGAAAAACAUAAUUUGAACCGCUCAAGUGAUAAGUAUAAAUGCUCAAAUCAAUACUCAGCUAGCAAACACCAAAAAGGGAACUUUAGUUGAUUAGUAGUAGUUUCAUUAAAGUAAGGACAAAAACAUACCCCAAUGAAUAACCCCAGCGGAUGGCUUCAAAGGUCCAAAUACUACUCCAUCCGUUCCAACAUAAGUGUCGUUUUAACAAAAUGGAGAAAUUUCAAAAUAAGUGUGGAUAUUUUUUUAGUAGGGUUAGUUGAGGAUAUUGAAGUAAUUUUAUUACCCUAUUUAAGAGUUUCUUAAACUAUGUACAAAGUGUAAGAUGACACUAUUUAAGAGUUUCUUAAACUAUGUGCAAAGUGUAGAAUGACACUUAUUUUAGAAUGGAGGGAGUACUACAUAGGUUCUGCUGGAAUUUAUUUUACUCUUAACCCAAGAUUUCGAUGUGGCUACAUUAUAGUAUUAAAGGCAUUGGGAUAUGAAUAUGUUGUUUGCCUAGUAUGGGGCUUCACUGCUUUAAUUUCCGAUCUCAAGCAAAUCGUACCAGAUUUAUCAAAAUUGUGAUCCCUUCAUGAAUUAUAUUACAAAAAGAAAGUAUAAUGUAAACGAAUUUGGCUAAAGAAAAAUGAACUCAGUUGAAUCUAAACUUAAAACAAACAAUUUGUGGAAGAAUAACCUGGAUUUGCUGGUACCGGUGCGAGCUUGGUGGAUGGCGGAGCAGCUGGCUGUCACUGUUGGAAUCCCUUUGCGGUGUGGGUUGCCGUUCUGCUGUGAAUUGAUGUAUGGUCGGCGGCCACAAUUGUUCAAUGAGAUUUUUUCCUUCCUUUUGGCCAGAUCUGAAAAUGACGAUAGUUCAACGACAAAGAAAAGCGGCGGAGGGGAAAGAAAUCAAAGUGGGCUGAGGGUUUUACAGGUUCUGUCUAUGUUUUUCUAUUGGAAGCGAAUUUGAGAGAUGAAUCAGGAAAAGAGAGAGGUGGCGAUGAAUUUUUUUUUUUUUUACUUCUUUUAAAAUUGAAAUUGAUUAGGAAUAUUGGAUUUUGAUGGAUAUUGAGUGAUUGUUGAUGAAUCAUGGAGCUAAAAUUGAGGAGUUCAACUGGGAUUGAUUGACUGAAGAGUCUCUUAUCUCCCCCAAAUUGAGGGAUUAUUUAUUUUUUAAUUUUCGGUCAUUCAAGAGUAGGAUCCUGAAAAGUAGGCUUUC